Stegastes partitus (bicolor damselfish) is the source of this 2408-nucleotide messenger RNA. It is a transcript of the gene ralba, whose product is annotated as v-ral simian leukemia viral oncogene homolog Ba (ras related). Gene Ontology annotation, cellular component: membrane. Bases 178 to 801 code for a protein of 207 amino acids. Gene Ontology annotation, biological process: signal transduction. The record is from RefSeq and is a predicted model, not a curated record. NCBI's taxonomy places the organism in Eukaryota, Metazoa, Chordata, Actinopteri, Pomacentridae. The transcript has 5 exons. Gene Ontology annotation, molecular function: GTP binding; GTPase activity.
GUUUGUAUUCGGAGAGCCGAUGCCUCGGUCUGCGCUGUUAAUGCAGGCAGCAAGAUAGCAUCAACCAAGAGCAGAACCACGAACCCUGCUUUGGUUGUGUCAGCGCGUGUGUGUGUGUGUGUGUGUUUGUGCGCAUGUGUUUGAGUCUGUAAGCGAGACACAAAGAAGAAUCCAGUGAUGGCGACCAGUAAAAGUAAAAACCAGAGCUCUCUGGCCCUGCACAAGGUGAUCAUGGUGGGAAGUGGCGGCGUGGGGAAGUCGGCGCUCACCCUGCAGUUCAUGUACGAUGAGUUUGUGGAAGACUAUGAGCCGACGAAGGCAGACAGCUACAGAAAGAAGGUGGUUCUGGAUGGAGAGGAGGUCCAGAUCGACAUCCUGGACACGGCGGGCCAGGAGGACUACGCCGCUAUCAGGGACAACUAUUUUCGCAGCGGCGAGGGCUUCCUGCUGGUCUUCUGCAUCACGGAGCACGAGUCCUUCACGGCCACCGCUGAGUUCAGGGAGCAGAUCCUGCGGGUGAAGGCAGAAGAAGACAAGAUCCCUCUCCUGCUGGUGGGGAACAAGUCGGACCUGGAGGAGCGUCGGCAGGUGUCUGUGGACGAGGCCCGUGGGAAGGCGGAGGAGUGGGGCGUCCAGUACGUGGAGACUUCAGCUAAAACCAGAGCCAACGUCGACAAGGUGUUCUUUGACCUGAUGCGUGAAGUACGAGGCAAGAAAAUGUCAGAAAACAAAGACAAAAACGGCAAAGGUAAAAACAAGAAGAACAAGAAGAGCUUCAGAGAGAGAUGCUGUUUACUCUGAGCUCUUCAUGGACCUGAACAAGCCACAACUCGACUGUAAUGCUGGGGAACAAAGCAGAGCGUCUUUGCCAUUGUCAUUCGAAUGAAAUUUGAUUAGAUUUUUUUAAUAGCUUGUUAUAGUUUAGUGUCUAGAACAAUCUCAACCACUUUGUUGCCAGUUUUAAUUAACGAAACCUGACGUAGUUUUUGUCUCAUUGGGAGAUGACCACUGUUGUGACUGUGACUGCAGUGCUGAUGACGGCUCGCAGGAAGCCGCUGACCAAACUGCCACUGACACUAACGCUGCUGCUGCUGCUCAAGACAUCCUCCACUGUUUAACUCAGCGAUCGUACUGCCUUCGACUUCGGUUAGGUGUGUUUCUGUCAAGUAAACAGUGCCCUUAAUUUCUGUACCGGCUCUAAAUCUUAACCCGCAUAUUUUUUAUGUUUUUUUUUUUGUUUCGGCUCUACGUUCAUCCAUUUACAAGGACUUCUAAUGCUGCUGUCUGUCACAUGUGAAUCAUUAAUGAUGACACUCGCUGUCCUGUCUGUUUAACAUGUUGGCCUCAUCCAUUGAUCUCUCCAGACUCCCGUGUCUUGACAACUUCAGAACGUGUUUGGAAUGGAAUUUUCAAAUAUUUUCAUUUUCCAGCCCCGGAGGCAGCAUUUUUUCUUCUCGCCGGUUCCACAUUGAUUCGUACAGCGCGCUGCAAUCAGAGGAGCUGUUGCCAAACAGGGUUAUUUUAUUUGAUUGUCGGAUUUAUCAGCCUCGACGUGAUUACCACAAAUUAAUCAUAAGACGAUUUGCAGUUUUUCAUGAAGAAAGCUGCGAAAUGAAACGAAACGCCCGGUGACUGAAACAUUUCUGUCGAGGACGUUUAUCGGUUAUUCCUGAAGUCACAGAGCGCCGUGUAGAUAUUUUACCACGUUUAGGUAUUUUGAGGCUGUGAAGAAGAAGGUAACGUGGUUCCCAGUUUACUUUUGUAGAGAAGAAAGUCAGCCUGUUGUUCUUAAUGGUGCUCUGCCAUGUGUGUGUGAUCCAGCCUGGUCCAUCCUCCUCACUGUGCAGAUCCUUUCCUGUUUUACACCACUGUUGAAGUUUAGAGCGUUCCUUGGCUCUGUGCUGUAAGACAGGUGUUGACAAUCCAGGAGGCCAUCCUGCUUCUGCAUCAUCAUCAUCAUCAUCAGUAACUUCUUAUUAACAUUUUGAUGUUCCUUUCUUUCCUUCCUCGGUCUUUUAAAUAACAUGCACUACAUUGCCAAUACCUAAGAAGCGGACUUCAUGCUGAGUGGAGUCGUGCUGGAGAUUUUUAAGCAGUCUGUGCCAACAAAAUCACAAAAAAUACAAAAAGUCCAGCUAUGUCUGUGGAUGUACAGUGUGUGUGUUGAUUAACAGAGUGUGUGUACAUUUAUCAGAAACCCGACUACCUUACUGUGUCUGUGAGUGAAGCUUCGACGAGGGUGCCAGUUUCUGAACUGUUUAAACAAGUGCUACAGUAAACGAGAUGUUUUUACCACUGCCUAAACCAUCCUGUGUAACAUGCCCCCUCUUUCUUUUACUGCCUACUACUGUGAGUAUGCUUCGAUCUGCAGCCACUGUGCUGCUGAAUAAAUGCUGUUUUCUUUGUAA